AUGAAGAGCUCCACCAGAAACCCGAACCCUAAUCCUGAUACUCCCAGGUUUGGCCCUUCCAAGCUCAUGGUGGCCUUCCGCUUCCUGAGAGCCCUCACCCUGGUGCACCGAACCGCACCCAACUCCUCCAACGCCGCCCGGAGUCGUAGAAUACAGCGCGCCGCCUUCGCGUCCAUGGCCUACUCCGCCGGCCCCCGGCGUGCUUGGAGCCGAGCCUUGCUUUGGAGGCUUCAUUUCCACCGGGCUCGACGCCUAUGUGCCGGACGAAGCAGAGCAGCUGGCGUUCCGAGGAGACCGAGCACGACCAGGAGCCCGGCGGAUGAGCUUCGACGGCUGGUGCCGGGAGGAACUGGGAUGGACUACUGCAGCUUGCUAGAGGAGACCGCGGACUACAUCAGGUGCCUUAGCGAGCAGGUAAAGCUCAUGCAAAGCGUCGUGGAUUCGGGCGGUCCUCGUGGUCGAUGA
Molecule: messenger RNA, 465 nt
Organism: Musa acuminata AAA Group (dessert banana)
Lineage: Eukaryota; Viridiplantae; Streptophyta; Magnoliopsida; Zingiberales; Musaceae
Product: transcription factor IBH1-like
Exons: 1
Coding region: 1-465 (154 amino acids)
Biological process (GO): regulation of DNA-templated transcription
Molecular function (GO): protein dimerization activity
Source: RefSeq, a predicted model, not a curated record